Molecule: messenger RNA, 1091 nt
Organism: Cyprinodon variegatus (sheepshead minnow)
Lineage: Eukaryota; Metazoa; Chordata; Actinopteri; Cyprinodontiformes; Cyprinodontidae
Product: afadin- and alpha-actinin-binding protein-like
Exons: 8
Coding region: 62-1069 (335 amino acids)
Source: RefSeq, a predicted model, not a curated record
GACAGAGGACCAUGUGAGACUCCAGAAUAAUUUCACACAUAAUGAUUUAAAAACGGUAUUUAUGGUUUGGCAAUUAUUUUUUAAUGCAGCUAUAGAGGUCUUAAACCUCCCUCCUGGAAACAGAGGGAAAAAUGGGCAACCCAGGAAACCAAUCAGGUCUACUGCCAAGCGAGAAGAAGCUGCACUGCUCCUGAUGCUGGACCGCAGAGAGGCAGAGCUGAGAGAGGCGAUGAAGCUGCGCCACAGUCUCACCACUUUGUUGCAUGCACUCAGAGUCGACAUGGAGCAGUGGCUGGAGUUUCUGGAUGUCAAUGAUGGAGACAAAAAGCUAGAUGAAACUGAAGCAGUCCUUGGUGAACACGUGACUGGAGGAGUCGUUCAGAGCUGGAGGCUGGUGCAGCAGAAGCUAAGAGGCAUCUUUUCUGAAGAUCAAACUGCUGCUGGUACUGACCACGAUAAGCUUCUGGCUCAGCUAGAGAUGGAACUGAAGGAAAGUAAGGAGGUGGUCAGAUUACAGCAGCAGCUUCUACAGGAUAGCCUUGUCUCCACGGUCCCAUCUGAACUCUCAGAUUCUUACUUUUUGGAAGAGUGGGAACGUCUUCAGAUGUCCUGGGCAGAGUUGACUCAUCAGAGGAGAACUUUUGAAAGGGAACGGAAAGCUUUCACAGACGCUGCAAUUCGACUGAGCCACGAGCGACGAGAUUUUGAACAACAAAGGAACUUGUUUUUGAAGCAGCAGUAUCUAAGCGACUCACCCGUGUUUAAUCGAGGAGCAUCAAACAGGAGGGAGAGCACCGCUUUCAAUUUCUCCAGUGAGGGAGGAACUAAUGUAUCUGGCUGUCUACCCAUUACUCCCUCACCAAGCAACUCUGGGAAUGCAGCUUCUCCUGGAUUACAUGAAGAAAGGGUCAGAGUUCAAACCCCGAGCACGCCGCAGCUGUACUCUGCCCUUAAUCUACCAUACAAUAACAGGUCUAGAGGAAAUGACCACCACUCUGAGAUGUGUGAAGUUGGGUCAGGCAGGAGACUACGCACACCCUGGCCUUCAUAUUUGGACUGGUCAUUUUAGUGCAAUCUAUUUUCACUGCUGU